This is a messenger RNA of Pochonia chlamydosporia 170, 1833 nucleotides long. RefSeq names its product ribosomal RNA adenine methylase transferase. The coding region runs from base 1 to 1833 and encodes 610 amino acids. Gene Ontology annotation, molecular function: mitochondrial transcription factor activity. The transcript is spliced from 2 exons. The record is from RefSeq and is a predicted model, not a curated record. Lineage: Eukaryota; Fungi; Ascomycota; Sordariomycetes; Hypocreales; Clavicipitaceae. Gene Ontology annotation, biological process: transcription initiation at mitochondrial promoter. Gene Ontology annotation, cellular component: mitochondrial matrix; mitochondrial DNA-directed RNA polymerase complex.
AUGCUCCAUGUCCGCAGCAAGGUAACAACCACCAAGACGAAGGCGGCCAAAUCCAAGACAGAGGUGACAAAGCCCAAAGCGAAACGAGCAAGGUCCAAGCCCGCAAAGGAGCCUACGGAUGACUCAAUUGCAAAGACAAAACCGACAUCUCCAAUGCUUGCUGUGACUAGCGACAUUGCGCGCAAACUGAACCUUACCGGCGUGUGGAAGAAGAGACAAGGUGGCGGGAAGAAGGCCACUGCGAUUGAGCCUCGCAGAGUCAAUAUAGUGAGCGAAGGCUUGUGCGACGACAUCAUCCAGUACAUUGGCCCUUCACUCGAGCGACACCGAGGAUGCGAUCUCGUCGAUUUGAACCCCGGAGCAGGAGUAUGGAGCCGGAAGCUCCAUGACUUCUUACAGCCUCGCAAACAUGUCAUGAUGGAUCUCGAUGCCGAGCUAUACAACCCGUUUCUCGACGAUCUCCUCUCCAAAGAGAAUGUCGAGCUGAUACCGAAGUCUGGCCUAGUGUGGAAAGAUCUCUUUGAAAUGAUUCGCACGCGACUGCCAGAUCAGCGAGAGGUGGUGGAAAACGAGGCCCCUAGCCGCAACGACACGCUUCUUGUCACGGCCAACUUGUCCAUGUUUCCGAAAAAGUCGUUUCACGGUUUCGACAGCAUAAGUACCAUGGUUUUGUACCAAUUCAUGUCGAGUAUAUCCACAUCCACCCUAUUUCAGCGCUAUGGACUGGUCCGAAUGCUCAUAUGGGUCAAUGAUGAGGAUAAGAAAAGAUUGCUCCCACGCUCGAUCAAUCGCCGAAAGAAAAGUGCGUUCGAGGCCGAGUUAUCGUGCGAAUGGGUCCAUGAAGUUGCCGGCUUGGAUGCAGAGGUGCAGGACCGCAAUGCGCUUCGUGACGAAUGGAUCAACAUUGAGUCUGCUUGCAAGACGAUAGAAAGGAUGAAGGCUGGUGGGUUGUCUAUGCCCAAAGGACGCGAGACGCUAAUGUACGCCAAAUUGCAAGCCGAGCCAGAACUCCAGGGACGGGAGCUAGCCGGUGUCCGCCCGCCUACAUUGAGCCGGCCAUUUAAGUUGGAACUCGAAGCACUUGAGCAGGAGAAUCCAGAAUCAAGCGAGUCUGCAAAAAGACUAAAAGCGCUACGGCAGCGUGAAAAGUACGACCAAGAGGACGCACUCAUGUAUUUGGAGCUUCUCCAGGAAAGAGAAGCAGUACAAAAGUUGGCGGCAUCCUCACCCGCAAAGUUUGAAAAGGCCAACGCAGAUUGGAACGACAAGAUUGACAAUCUCAAAAAGAAUGCGCGCAACGAGUUCAACGGACUAAAGGAUAGCUACCACCUUUUUCGACAGCCAACGCCGUCAUUACUCUGGGACAGAAGGGCGUACGAACCGCUCUCUGCAAAGGGGGAAGAAUUCUUUCCCAAUGCGCCGACAGCACUGCUCGAUAUCCAGCCAAAGACCAUGCAUCCCGUCUUUAAGCAGCACGGCCCAAAUAGUACGCGCUCAGGGGACAUGUCAGAGGUAAUGCUGCGAUUCUGGUUCCACCAUACCUUGGUGCCUAUCCAUAAGGCCAUGGAGGGAGUGUGGGGUGGUUUUGGAGAGUUGAUUACGGAAUGUCCUAGUGUGAGGGAUCUGGCUCGCGGCGGUACGCCCAUGACUGGACAUGGGGCGCUUUCUGUGCGGGCGAUGAAUGAGGAGCAGUGGGCGGAGAUUAUGGAGGCGUGGAUGAACUGGCCUUUUAGACCGAGUUAUACGCAGAUGCUGGGGAGGUUGGUGGAAGACGGUGAUGGGGAGGGCGAUGAGGACGAUGGCAAGUCCGCUGCUAUGGGAUUGAUGGUUUAA